ACAUUGUUUUCAACUGUUCAUGACCAUUUAAGAAGCUUUCACAUUGUCAUUAUAUUUUCUUUCUUUAUGACAGUGGUGGACUUUUGGCAGAAGCUAUGGGCACAUUUAUAAAGACAGGAAUACGUCAUUGUUGACGGUGCACACGUCACCCUCGCUGAUGACCUUGACGUGACGUCGGUGCUGAUGUCAUGGAAGAGUCGCGGGAGCGCGCACGGGAGAUAAGUGAUGCUUAAGAAUACGGGAUGAACCGAACACACCGAAUCACCGAGUCACCGCACACACACUCACGGAACAGGUUGUUCUUGUUCUCUCUCCUGAUUGGUGGAGAUUGCUGUAAUCUGAUUGGAUGGGUCUUACACUGUGCUGCUGGCUGAGUGACGGCCAUUAUAAAACCGCAAAUAAACCUUCAUCAGCUCAAUCAGCUUUCUAUCCGUUCUCUGUAGCCCCACCCAUUCGUCUCGCUGUGCUUUUAGACACGCCCCCCGUUGCCCCUGGACACCCCCGAUCACAGUGGAGCUCGACUCACCUGUCGGACAAUCUGAGGGUGUGUCCGUCGGGUGGGUGUGUCUCUCGAGCCCGUGUGGAGCAGAGCAGCGAUGCGGUUCGAGCGGUGGUGGGCGUCACAAACGGCAUGCACAUAUGGGAGAUGCUGUGGGAGGAGCAACAGAGAGGAAGCCACGCCCUCCUGGGCGUGUCCUCACACAAAUGCCCCCUGCAGGCAUCUGGCUACACCGUGCUUAUCGGCAGCGACACGUGUUCCUGGGGCUGGGAGCUCUCGACCAAUCAGCUCUGGCAUGACGGGAAGGAGGCGGGGCAGUACCCUGAGGGCGGAGCCACAGAAGUCUUAAAGGUGCCGGAUCGCAUAUUGUUGGUUGUGGAUGCGGAUGCGGGAACGCUGGGAUAUGUCGUGGAUGACCGCUAUAUGGGAGUGGCCUUUACAGACCUCCCCAAAGGGGCGGAGCUCUUCCCAGCGGUUAGCUGCGUUUGGGGAGGAGCUAAAAUCUGCAUACGCUACCUCUGUGGCAUGACACGUGACCCACCUGAUCUGCAGUCUUUGAGUCGAUUAUCUGCUCGUCAGACCCUCCGACUGGACACAACUCACACUGGGAAUAUGUCAUUCCCACCUGCACUACAGCGCCUCCUGUUGGGCACAAAUUGAUCAACAGCAUGAUUGAAUCUAUUAUUAUUCAUUAUUCAUUUAUCAUUAAAUUAUUGCAUAUAUUAAUAUAAUUGUAUUUAGUAUAUUUUGUGUGUUCAUACAGAGUAUAUACUGUAUGUAUGGAAGCAUCUGAAUGACAAAUGUCUUUGAAAGAACACACACUGAAUUGCACUACAUGAAAAAUAAAAACAUCGCAUUAACAGUGCUUGCAUUUUUGAGGGAAGCAAUUUAAUAUGGUUGUAUAUUUAAGCUGUCAAUAUUUAGACUGAAAAUAUUCCGUUAUUUUAUUUUGAUUUUAUCUUUAUUAUUCGACAGGUAAUAUUCAGUCCUUUAUAUUUCGCUUUGUAAAUUCGCUUCUAAAGUUUCAGUGGUUAAAAUUCGGUCAGAAGUUCAACUUUGUACAAUCUGGAAUUGCAGGAAAAGCAGUAGAGUGCCGAUGCACAAUCUUCACUUGCUGCUACAAGCUUCACCACUAGGUGGUGCAAUCGAGUGUUUGAAAUUGCAUCAUAUGCAUGUUAGUUCCCUUUAAGUACAUUCUGAAUUCAGGCCUCAAAGUCUUCAAUUCUUAAUAAUGUAAUAUAAGUAAGGUUGACUUUACUGCCUCUGAUUAACACAAAUCCCCACCUGGGUCUAGUAAUACAAAAUCAUUAGAGCAUUAUCCAUUUCAAACAUCAAGAACAUCUGAAGAUUUGAUGCUUUUCUUGAAGCAAAAUGUACAAACUCACAGAUGAUUGUGUCUCCUGACUGCAUUUAUUCACAUCAGACAGAUAUCAUAAAUAAAAACCCACACACACAUCUUACAGACACAACUCAUGUUGUUUUCAGACUUCAGUGCUUCACUUAUAAUUCACUAACAUUCCCAUUUCAGCUUCAACAACAAUUAUGACAUCUAUGAAUAUAAAUAAUGCAAGAGAGUUUGACAAAAUAGAACCUGAGUAACUAUAAAAGCAUGGUAAUACCAGGGUAUUUCUUUUACCAUUUUUGUGAGAGCAAACCUGUUCGCAAACGUUCAGAGAUGUGGCUCAGCUUGUGUGCAUGUGUGUAUAGUUUGUAUGUGGCAGAUACACAAAUGUGUGUUGCGGUAACGCUGACUUCUGGCUCAUGUAGGAGAGGACAGAAGGACACCUAUCAAAGACUGUCUGUCUCCCAUCUGUCUGUCUCUCUCCACCUGUUAUUGAAGAGUUACAUGACAUCAGCCCGUGAGUCACACAUGAGGUCAGAGGUCACAGUGUCACCUGAGCUGCCGCUUUCUCUGACACUCCAGGAACUUUAGCCUCCGAUCCGUCGGGAUCUCAUCUAGACUGAUCCCGUGAUUACUGGACCUGAAAGAGACACAGAAAAAGGAAAAUAAGUACAGAAGCCUGUCCAGUGAUACACUUACAAUGGAAGUCAAUAUUUGGAGGUUCAAAAGCAGAAAUGUGACGCUUAUGAUUUCAUAAAGCACUUACAUUGAUUCUUCUGUUAAAACUCAUGUAUUAUUUGAGCUGUAAAGUUGUUUAAAUUGUCAUUUUUACAGUCGCUUUAGGGUUUUAGGAUUUGUUGACGUUACAUCAUCAUGGUUAUGAAGUUAUAAAUUGUUAAGUAUUAAAUUUACAGAUGCAGUUAGUAAGUGAUGUUAUCACAGUAAAAUCAUGUUAACACACAUAUUGUUUAUGUCUUGUGUCUAUACUUUUGAAACAGUGAGUAUUUUAAUGUUUACAGAUUAUUGACCCCAUUGACUUCCAUUGUAAAUGUCUCACUGGAACACACAUUUAAAGGAGGAAUGAUUAAUUUCUGUGCUAAUCAACAUUAUGACACAAAUGCUGCCGAUUGAAUUGAACUUGUAUUACUGAACGCAGAAUAUUCCUUUAAUACAUUUGUAUAGUAAAUAAAUUACAUUAUUAUCAUGUUUCCUUAUGAGGACAUCCAAACAAUUUGAUUCUCAUAUUUAAUAAGUUCAUAUUCCUAAACAGAGCACAUUUAACAACACAGUAAACACACACACACACACACAGACACAGACACAGACACACACACACACUCUCUCUCACACACACUCUCUCACACACACACACACACACACAAACACACACAGACAGACAGACAAACACUCACAGACACACACACAUACACACAAACACAUACGCACAGACUCACACUCACACGCGCACACACACACACACACAGACACACACACACAGACACACUCACACACACAGACUCACACACACAGACUCACACACACAGACUCACA
Messenger RNA from Myxocyprinus asiaticus (Chinese sucker), 3392 nucleotides. Its product is annotated as SPRY domain-containing SOCS box protein 2. Bases 347 to 1159 code for a protein of 270 amino acids. The transcript has 3 exons. The record is from RefSeq and is a predicted model, not a curated record. Gene Ontology annotation, biological process: proteasome-mediated ubiquitin-dependent protein catabolic process. Gene Ontology annotation, molecular function: protein binding. Gene Ontology annotation, cellular component: SCF ubiquitin ligase complex. NCBI's taxonomy places the organism in Eukaryota, Metazoa, Chordata, Actinopteri, Cypriniformes, Catostomidae.